Messenger RNA from Priapulus caudatus, 1020 nucleotides. Its product is annotated as midnolin-like. The coding region runs from base 1 to 1020 and encodes 339 amino acids. Lineage: Eukaryota; Metazoa; Priapulida; Priapulimorpha; Priapulimorphida; Priapulidae. The record is from RefSeq and is a predicted model, not a curated record. The transcript is spliced from 5 exons. Gene Ontology annotation, molecular function: protein binding. Gene Ontology annotation, cellular component: nucleus.
AUGGAACCCAACGUAUCCGUGGGUGCAGGACAGAGAGGAGGGGAGGUGGAACAGGCGUCUCCGGUGGCGGCGGAGAGGUUGGACUCUCUUGUGACUUUAUACAUCCAGCCGACGACGGGAGGCGAACACGAACUCGUACUGAAAAGUGGAGACUGCGUGCAAUUGAUGAAGCAGGUCGUUGCAAAGCAACUAAAAAUAACCAAAGACAAACUGAGCUUGUUGUACAAAGACAAACUGCUCACCAGUGGGUCCAUCGUUGACAACGGCAUUAUGAGCGGAUCUCGCAUUACUGCCGUGCCAAACGUCGAGUCGGGCCUCGUCGUGGAUGAUUUCCUCUCCGGGAAAGCUCCCCUCACCUUAUCCUGGCGCUACGACGAUUACCUGAUGUUCGUGCAGCUCCACCUGUCGUCGUCGCCACCUGGUGGCAGGAAGAAGAAACUAUGUCCAUCGUCUUUGCUCUCCUCGUUGCGAAAGCGAGCGUCUAACUGCUCCUCUUCAGAAUCUUCGUCGUCCUCGUCAUCUUCUUCUUCUUCCUCUUCUGCUUCCGAUGGCCAUUCCUCCUUGCGUUUCUCCCCAUCGUCGUCGUCGUCGUCGAUUCCGUUGCCGGCAUCGCUUCCGAAACUCGUCGCGGAACGGUCAUCGUCGCCUCCGCCCGGCAAGCGCCGCCGCCUCCUGCCGCCCUGCGCGCCGGCGCCCUCUGUAGGCGUGUGCGUGUCGACGCAGACGACAGUGGCCGACGGAGGAGGAGGAGGAGGAGGAGGAGAGAAGGAAGAGGAGCUGGCGACGGAGAAGCCGUUGCUCGAUGUCGAGGCGUUGGAGGUGGCGAGUCGUAAUCUGACGCGACAGCUGAAGCAGAUGGCGCAGUCGGGCCAGCGGCCGUCCGCGGCUUCCGAGUCGACGUUCGUGUCGGCGCAGACGCCCACCUGUGCGAUGCUGGACAGUCUCGCUAGUCAUGGCAAGGGCAUCUACUCAGGAACGUUCUCAGGUUCGUGCGCGUGCGAAGCCUCACCCGACGCCUGA